Molecule: messenger RNA, 1491 nt
Organism: Cyanidioschyzon merolae strain 10D
Lineage: Eukaryota; Rhodophyta; Bangiophyceae; Cyanidiales; Cyanidiaceae
Exons: 1
Coding region: 1-1491 (496 amino acids)
Source: RefSeq, a predicted model, not a curated record
AUGAGCAGCCAUAGUGCAAAGAGCUUUGAUGUGACUGGGUCCAAGUGGGUCCAUGUGCGGGGCGUGAGGUCGGGUCGGCGGCUUGAAGCGUCCGAGUGCAGCGUUCCAACUGAUUCUGCGUCGUCACGGGCUCGUAACGUACGAAAGCAAAGACAGCGUGCUGGUUAUGUGGAUCUCGAGACGUCUCCGUUGACACCAGCAGCUUCAGGUUCCAGACGGCAGACGGUUGCUGCUUGUGGCAGUUCUCGGCGGUAUCGCCGUUUUAUGAACGAAUUGUACUUGCGCUUGAGUGCGGUUCAUUAUGGGAGUGUCGGAGGCCUCGGCACUGAGGCCUUGGAUUCACCGCUGGAUACCUGGGAAGUUGGCGUUGAGCGGCCUCCAACGGAAGCGGCGUGGUUGCACGAAUUCUGGACAGAUAUGCGCGAGCGACACGCCGAGUCUCCCCAGAUGGAACGGGUACUUCGAGGAAUGGGCGACGCAUGGCAUUUUUGGGAACCGUUUCGUGAAUGCACCGAAGAAGAGGAGAGAAUCUUGCUGGACGCCUUGUCUUCGAUUCGGAAGAGCGUAUCCGCACGCCAUCGCUCGGGUGAAGCGCGCACCCCCGAGCCCCCUAUCCCGGGCAGCAGGCAGCAUCGCACCGCCAGAUCGAAUGCGCUCGAGUCGCAGAUGAAGGCGUUGCAUCUUGGGAAUCAACGCGACAAUUCGAAUGACAUCGUUUGCGAGGUGGAAUCUGAAGAAGAAAACUUUGCUGCGGGCAUAGCCGGGCACCAUCCACAUGCGCGGGUUGAAGCAGCAGAGCAUGUAUUCCCGUUGGACGAGGAUUGCCAAGUUGAUCCCGCACCACCCACGUCGCAGCUCGAGAUAGCGGACGCAAAUGAGGUAUCCAGAUUGAUCUUGGCAUUCUUUCGUCUCAGUUACGCCACACGAGAGCUUCUGCGCCGCUAUUCCAACGAUCUCUGGUUGCUCAUAGCCCACCAUGAAUCCAUUUUACACGAGCAUGGCCUUGUACCGCACCUGAACCAAAACCACCUUCAGUGGCUCUUGUCUCCGGGUCGCUGUCCACGGUUGUCGAACUCACAGGGUCCAGCAACGGGCCUGCGGCCGACACGGUACGCAGCUUCGGUCCAUGGGCUAGCUGAUCCGGGGCCAGACUCGCGAACGUUGACCCUUGAGGCGUCAUCACGUCUCCAUCGGCGCAUCCUGAUGGCACUAGCCGCGUAUCAUUGUCUCGACUGCGAGCCUGUCCAGCAGUCGAGUUCCAAUCUGGCAGAUGUGUCCUCUGGUGCUGUGUCCCAGACAGAGACGCACACCAAAAGCAGACUCCGUCUCGCUUUGAACCAGCAUCGUGCUGCCUCUGUGACCGUUCCCCUGGCGCACAUUGUCUACCAGCUCAAGUUCUGUGACGCGAGCGUUGACCGGGCAGUGCGGCGUUGCGUAGAGGCACGAGUGUCUGACGUUUCGGCGCUUCCGCAGACGGCGGUGGGUCAGUAA